ACUGGCAACUCAUUCAUUAGCUUCUAUUUAGACCUGAAAAAGGUCUAGAGCAGGGGCUGGAAACUCAUUCAUCAGCUCGGUCCAUUUCUCAGCUGGAGAGCAGCACCAGUAGUGUUUUUCACACCCUAGAUCUCAUGAUCAGCUGACACUUAAAACAACGCGUCAUCUCUCAGCUAUCGGCAAAAUGUUAAGCAAUUCUCGGAUAUCAUGCAGUUAAACUUAAUUCACGCCCUUCUAAAUGUUGUCUUUACAUGUUGAGCUCAGGAUAGUACCAUAUCCUCACUGCAUAUCCAUUGCCUCACGGUAUAAGGUUAAGUUAUGAGAAGAGUCCGCGACUGAUGAGGCAAUAGACAUGCAACGAAGAUAUGAGCAGAUAGGAGCUUGGUCAACCGCCAACAGGGGAGGUGGGCAGGUCGCAAAAAACGACUGUCUUUGUGGAGUACGGGACGAAAAGAUCACACUUCAAGCGGAGAGACCAAAUUUAAACUCCAAAUGGCACAAAGCAUUACCGACGCUACCAGCACGGGCGAAAACGGGGGAAUGUGAUGGAAUAAGAGCAUGUUUUGCAAUGAGCUGAUUAAUUAUGCAGUGAAAAUAGUUUCAACAUCGAUAGGCACAUCGAAUGGAUCUAGAGUUAACUGGAAUUCUUUAGUAAAAUAUGAAUUGGUUUCACAUUUAACGUUGUUCUUGGCGUCACUGUCGUGAUGUGCGUAGCGUAAACAUUGAGCUGUCUAAACUUUUUGAUGUAAACCCACAAAAGUCGGAUAAAGACAGUGUUGAUUCCGAGGUGUGACUGAACCAAGAUUGGUUGUCUUGAUAACUGUAAUGUAUACCUAUGUGCCCUUUGCAGAAAAUAACAAGUUUUUAUCCAAAUUUCAACCAGUUUCUUGGCUUAUUCGUAAAAUGUUUAUGUAGGCUCCUAUAAACCUGAAUGUUAUCCCGAGAGAGAGUUCUUUAAAACAUAUAUAUGCAGUCUUCUGAAAGUCACGUUUCAAUUUCACUCAAAAAAGUGGGUUUUUUGCCGUGCUAUCAAAUGCCGCUAAUCUAUUGAGUUAAGGCGCCGCAGUUUUCUCAUCUUUAUGUAUCAGCCAAUUUCAAGCUGACAAAAAAGCUGAUGCCACAUAUUAGCCUUGUCAGAUACGUGACCUGGGGGUUGACAUUUGUUUCAUGAAUAAUGUUUUAACUUCAUAAGCAAAGUCAGUUAGUGUUUGUCGCUCCUUUUCGCCAGCAUCACCUGUUUCCUAAUUUAGUUUUAUCGUAGAGCGUAAUAAUAAGAACUCUGUGUUACUUGGUUGUUACUUUGGAGACUAUAUUUCACAAAGCCAUUCUCUGUUUGUGACAAUUUUCAGGUGAAUGCGUAAAAUGCUGUUUUUUCCUCGCCAUAUCACAGUGAUAUCAUUUGUUUUGGUGCUUUACGCAGGCCUUUGGAAAAACAUCGCCGGCCAGAUUAGAGAUGGAGCAGCCAACGUAAGCCAGGCGAGUUCAAUAGAUUUCACUACAGUUUCUUCUCCUAUCGGACCUACUCCUGAUUCUUUCUUCCUUCGUUCUCUGCUCCGGAACUGUAGCCUAGAUAUGGCCCAAGUCACGGGAUCACAGUGGGAAGAUCAAAUGCGCCUUUUUCUUCAACGCAGUUUUAUGGCAGCUGACUCGCGCUACAGCUGUAGCGCUCGGUGUGGACUGGACCAAAGAAAUGCAUCACUGUCGGAUGGUGCAGUUUUUAUACCUUUAUGUUAUUGUGACGAGCUUUGCGAUGACUUUGGUGACUGUUGCUUUGACUUCGAUAAAUUAUGUCGAAAAAAUCUUAGUCCUCAGAGCAGCAACCGUUCUACGAGUGAAAUAUGCUUUGGUGUAAAACAUGAUGAAGUUUCAGCGUACCAUGGUUACGUAAUUUGGAAUACCUGCCCAAAAAACUGGAAAGAAAGAAGCGUGCUGCAGAAAUGCCAGGAUGAAGAUGAAAGUGAUCUUUUAAGGAAUUUACCAGUUUUUGACGAAGAUAGUCACGUGACUUACAAAAAUAUAUUCUGUGCGAGGUGCAAUGCUGCACUAAAUACGACAUACUGGAAGAUUAUAUUUGAUUGUGAGGAAUGGUUUAAUGUUACAACUUUUAAUUUUACCAGUGAUCUGGGCCUUUUACAGCGGAGAUGUUCAAUUGAUAAAAGGCCGAAAAAUAACCAGCUUAGCUAUUUGAAUCGAUGCAUUCCACGGUUUAUGGACUGCCAUAAAAUAAGCCAAGAUAACAACGACAGUUAUUGCCAAGCCGAGUGCUUGAGGUACGCGUUCCCAGUCUGUGUCAGGGGUCCAGAAAUGCUACGAUUUAGAAACCCACAGUGUGCCUUGUGCAAUGGGUUUAACACGAGUGUUAUGGAAAGCAUUUGCGGAAGGGUCAGCGGGAUAUUGCCUCCUCUCACCAUCUUUUUUGAUUUUACUUCAACGUCUAAGUACAGUAUUGUGAUAAGAGACAGCGUUAAAUACGCGGUUCAACAAAUUGAACAACUUUGGUCCUGCUCGUUUGAUGAGGUGUUCGAUCCAUACACUGGCAGAUGCACAAAGAUAGUUCCAACUGUACCGCAAACAGAUCCUGACCAAAGAGGACGAAACGAAACCGAGCAAUGGAAUCCAAACUGUACAACUGUAAUAGCGUUCAAUGAGUCAGACUACGAACGUCUAUCUAAUGGAAGCAUGUAUUUGAAACUACAUGACAAGAUAUACAGCAACAACACUUUCACGAUACGUGGAAAAAGAUUAUUGCUGUGUGCCAAUUUUUCAAGAAACUUCACUGCAACAGAAAGAGGACCCGGUAUGCGGCGUAAAGUAAUCAAAACGCGAGCAUCUAGAUCUCUCCAGCUUCUCACAUCAAUCGGAUGCAUAUUGUCAAUGAUUUCUCUUAUUCUCCUGCUGAUUACGUAUAUUUUAUUUGCUGAACUCCGCAACUUACCUGGGAAGAUCAUAAUCAACUUGGCGAUUUCCCUGUUGCUGUACCAAAGUGUCUACUUUUCAGCGGUUAAAAAUGACGACCCAGACACUUGCUUGGUAGUUGCAGUUCUUCUUCAUUUCUUUAUUCUGUCCUCUUUCACAUGGAUGAAUGUCAUGGCUUAUGAUGUGCAUCGCACUUUCGUUAACGCUGCAGCAUGGCCCGAGAUGGACAUGAUGUGGCCUGAAGGGACGUUGGCGUUUGACUAUAGUGUGAUGGCGGUUGCUCGCACAGUGGUUAGUGUACGUCUGGGACAGUCCAGCGCCAAGCGUAAAAUGCUGUUUUUUCCUCGCCAUAUCACAGUGAUAUCAUUUGUUUUGGUGCUUUACGCAGGCCUUUGGAAAAACAUCGCCGGCCAGAUUAGAGAUGGAGCAGCCAACGUAAGCCAGGCGAGUUCAAUAGAUUUCACUACAGUUUCUUCUCCUAUCGGACCUACUCCUGAUUCUUUCUUCCUUCGUUCUCUGCUCCGGAACUGUAGCCUAGAUAUGGCCCAAGUCACGGGAUCACAGUGGGAAGAUCAAAUGCGCCUUUUUCUUCAACGCAGUUUUAUGGCAGCUGACUCGCGCUACAGCUGUAGCGCUCGGUGUGGACUGGACCAAAGAAAUGCAUCACUGUCGGAUGGUGCAGUUUUUAUACCUUUAUGUUAUUGUGACGAGCUUUGCGAUGACUUUGGUGACUGUUGCUUUGACUUCGAUAAAUUAUGUCGAAAAAAUCUUAGUCCUCAGAGCAGCAACCGUUCUACGAGUGAAAUAUGCUUUGGUGUAAAACAUGAUGAAGUUUCAGCGUACCAUGGUUACGUAAUUUGGAAUACCUGCCCAAAAAACUGGAAAGAAAGAAGCGUGCUGCAGAAAUGCCAGGAUGAAGAUGAAAGUGAUCUUUUAAGGAAUUUACCAGUUUUUGACGAAGAUAGUCACGUGACUUACAAAAAUAUAUUCUGUGCGAGGUGCAAUGCUGCACUAAAUACGACAUACUGGAAGAUUAUAUUUGAUUGUGAGGAAUGGUUUAAUGUUACAACUUUUAAUUUUACCAGUGAUCUGGGCCUUUUACAGCGGAGAUGUUCAAUUGAUAAAAGGCCGAAAAAUAACCAGCUUAGCUAUUUGAAUCGAUGCAUUCCACGGUUUAAGGACUGCCAUAAAAUAAGCCAAGAUAACAACGACAGUUAUUGCCAAGCCGAGUGCUUGAGGUACGCGUUCCCAGUCUGUGUCAGGGGUCCAGAAAUGCUACGAUUUAGAAACCCACAGUGUGCCUUGUGCAAUGGGUUUAACACGAGUGUUAUGGAAAGCAUUUGCGGAAGGGUCAGCGGGAUAUUGCCUCCUCUCACCAUCUUUUUUGAUUUUACUUCAACGUCUAAGUACAGUAUUGUGAUAAGAGACAGCGUUAAAUACGCGGUUCAACAAAUUGAACAACUUUGGUCCUGCUCGUUUGAUGAGGUGUUCGAUCCAUACACUGGCAGAUGCACAAAGAUAGUUCCAACUGUACCGCAAACAGAUCCUGACCAAAGAGGACGAAACGAAACCGAGCAAUGGAAUCCAAACUGUACAACUGUAAUAGCGUUCAAUGAGUCAGACUACGAACGUCUAUCUAAUGGAAGCAUGUAUUUGAAACUACAUGACAAGAUAUACAGCAACAACACUUUCACGAUACGUGGAAAAAGAUUAUUGCUGUGUGCCAAUUUUUCAAGAAACUUCACUGCAACAGAAAGAGGACCCGGUAUGCGGCGUAAAGUAAUCAAAACGCGAGCAUCUAGAUCUCUCCAGCUUCUCACAUCAAUCGGAUGCAUAUUGUCAAUGAUUUCUCUUAUUCUCCUGCUGAUUACGUAUAUUUUAUUUGCUGAACUCCGCAACUUACCUGGGAAGAUCAUAAUCAACUUGGCGAUUUCCCUGUUGCUGUACCAAAGUGUCUACUUUUCAGCGGUUAAAAAUGACGACCCAGACACUUGCUUGGUAGUUGCAGUUCUUCUUCAUUUCUUUAUUCUGUCCUCUUUCACAUGGAUGAAUGUCAUGGCUUAUGAUGUGCAUCGCACUUUCGUUAACGCUGCAGGGGUUACAGCAAAUUUGCAAGGAGGCCUCAGGACACGCCUCGUAAAGUACUGUGUAUAUGCCUGGGGAGUUCCGGCCAUUGUUGUCCUCAGCUGCGUCAUAUGUGAUCAAGUCAAGAAAGGCUCCAUCGGAUAUGGGCAAGGAGAGGAAGAAUGUUUCAUAUCACAGUCUCGAGCCCUUCUUUAUUCGUUUAUUGUGCCCGUUGCACUGGUGAUGAUCUUCAAUCUGUUUGCAUUGGGGCAUACAACCAUUCAUAUCGUCACAACUCGAAAGAGAAGCCAGCAAGUAACCAAUCAUAGACAGGGCGGCAACGCAGCUCUAAUUUGUGUUAAAAUGGCUUCAGUGAUGGGUGUGACAUGGGUUCUUGGAUUUGCGGCAAACCUGAAAGCAUUAUCAUUCCUGUGGUACCCGUAUGUGGUUUUAAACAGCCUUCAAGGUAUGUUUCCUAUAUAACUCGUAUUUGGAGAUUAAGACCAACACUUAAAUAAAACCUUCUUUCAAGGGAACGACGGAAAGAUAUAAACUUUCCAGUGAGAAUGGUCUACUAUAUAACCCGCCGAAUGAAGUUAUUAGAUAGCUGACCUAAUUUCUGGUAGAAAAGCCCUGAUUAAGCGUUCUGUAAUGCCUAUUUUCUGCUGCUCUCAAGAAACAAAGAAAACCGCCAAACGACCCAUCAGCUCAGCCGGCAGCAGCGAUAUUCCGUUUUGUUAACUCCUUCAGGAAAUUUGUUUUUUCACGAUGCUCAAUAAUUUUGCAGCACCAUAUUUAAAUGCUUUUGAGUUGUUAGACUGAAACACAAAAUUAAUCUGUAAAUAAGUACACAGGAGUUUAGUCUGUGUCUACAAUUUGUGCCGGUACGAGUAUGCUUUCUACUCAGACAUCCCUGGCGCAGUCAAUCGAUAAAAAUCGAGAUCAGAAAUCAAUCGAUUCAAUCGAUAUCAAUCAC
Messenger RNA from Orbicella faveolata, 5956 nucleotides. RefSeq lists its product as uncharacterized. Gene Ontology annotation, cellular component: membrane. NCBI's taxonomy places the organism in Eukaryota, Metazoa, Cnidaria, Anthozoa, Scleractinia, Merulinidae. The record is from RefSeq and is a predicted model, not a curated record. Gene Ontology annotation, biological process: G protein-coupled receptor signaling pathway; cell surface receptor signaling pathway. Gene Ontology annotation, molecular function: G protein-coupled receptor activity.